Molecule: messenger RNA, 843 nt
Organism: Penicillium cataractarum
Lineage: Eukaryota; Fungi; Ascomycota; Eurotiomycetes; Eurotiales; Aspergillaceae
Exons: 2
Coding region: 1-843 (280 amino acids)
Source: RefSeq, a predicted model, not a curated record
AUGUCGAGACUCUCCCCAAGCUUGAAAGCAUUGAUCAAUGCCCCGGCUGCACGGCCACAUACCGUGCCGGCGCCUCCUAAUAUCGCCCACGUCUACCGGAGUAUCCAGCAGACAGCCGCGGCGAACAAUGUCUCGCAGCCCUCAUGGCUCGCGCUCUCGACAGCCGCAACAAUGACCAUGAACUCCCCCGAAUCCCUCACAGCCCUACACCAACUCGUCUCCUCCACAUCCCCAUCCACGGCAGUCCAAUCCGCCGAACUCAUGCGCGAAGUCGGCCUCAAAUGCAUCAGUUUCAACGGCAUCCCCCGCACAAUUAACUGCCUAAACGCCUUCCGCGCCGCCCUCCCCGAAGAAAUCACCUCUCACCUCUCCACAACCCCAACCCGCACGCCCACACCGGAGAACAUCUCCUCCAUCUCCGCCCGCGGCCGCGCCCUCUGGGACUCCAUCUACCGACCCUUCGAGAACAAGCUGUACUCCAAGCUCGCCGCGUCACACCCGGAUCUGCCCGUGCACAUCCUGCAUGCGAACUACGGGGCGCUGUUGUCGGAUCCGCCAAGGGAGAGUGGUGCGUCGGCCGGACGGGUGUUGACGUCUAUUGUGGCGGUGGCUUGUUUGCGGGCACAGACGGGCGUUGGGCCGCAGGUUUUGUCGCAUGUUUUUGGGUUGAGGAAGGCGCUUGAGGAUGGGAGUUGGGUUGGGGAUGUUGAGGGGGAGGAGGGGGCGAGGUGGUUGGCGAGUGAUGAGGGGAAUAUGUGGAUUUUGGAGAGUGUGGAUGCUAUUGUUGAGGCUAUUGGGGGAGGGAGUGGAUCGAAUUUUGCUCCUGGGAAGGCCAAGUUGUAG